Molecule: messenger RNA, 1003 nt
Organism: Paramecium sonneborni
Lineage: Eukaryota; Ciliophora; Oligohymenophorea; Peniculida; Parameciidae
Source: the annotation of a GenBank genome assembly
AGCAAAUGCACUCUCUUCACGUUAAGCUUAGUGAUGAACCAGAACUAUCUGCAGUCUGUUCAGCUCUUCUUCUUGCUUUUAUUGAGAAUUCCCGUGUCUUAAGAUACUGUUCUGGAGGUGGAGAUUAUACAAAUACUCAAAAUGAUUUUGGAGAUCAUCAAUUAGAGAUGGAUGUAUAGUGCGAAUUGAAUGUGAAUACAGAAUUGAAGAAAACAGGGUUUGUUAGUCAUACCGCAAGUGAAGAAACUCCAGAAGUAAAAAAGAAUUAAUAAUUUUUCUUAGAUGAAGCUUCUUUGUGAAGGUGGAAAGUAUAUAGUAACAUUUGAUCCAUUAGAUGGAAGUUCAAUUAUAGGAACUAACUUUGCUGUGGGUACAAUAGUUGCAAUUUGGAAAUCAGAUGAAAAUCUAUUAAUAGGAAAAAAAGGUAGAGACAUGGUAUCUGCUUGUUGUUGUUUAUAUGGUAGCAGAACAAAUGUUGUGAUUUGGAAUGAGAAAGAAUAAAAAGUUUAAGAAUACACAUUAUUUGGUAUGGAAUUAAUUUUAAUUGGAUAGAUGGUGAUAAGUAAGGACAUUGGGAAUUAACUAAGGAUAAUAUAAAGAUAAAACCAAAAGGAAAAUUGUUUAGUCCUGGAAACACCAGAUGCAUAGCUGAACAUAUUCCUUAUAGAGAAGUAGUUGAUUAUUGGAUUCAUAAUGGCUACACUCUAAGAUAUUCUGGUGGAAUGGCUCCUGAUAUUUGCUAGAUCUUCUUAAAAGAAGUAGGAGUCUUCUCUUGUUUUGGUGAUGCUAAAAAUCCAUCUAAAUUGAGAUAUCUUUACGAAUGUGCUCCACUAUCUUUUUUAAUCGAGAAAGCUGAUGGAAAAUCUUUCAAUGGUAAACAUUCUGUACUUGAUACCGAAAUCACAGGAUAUUAUCAAAAAAGUGAAAUUAUUGUUGGAAGUGCAGAUGAAAUAGAAUUUUUCAAGAGUAUAUGGAAGAAGCAUGGUCUAUUAAAAGAAUGAUG